Oryzias latipes (Japanese medaka) is the source of this 3913-nucleotide messenger RNA. It is a transcript of the gene rgs8, whose product is annotated as regulator of G protein signaling 8. Lineage: Eukaryota; Metazoa; Chordata; Actinopteri; Beloniformes; Adrianichthyidae. The record is from RefSeq and is a predicted model, not a curated record.
UGUAGCUCCCACUCACUGGCAUCAGAAACACGAGAUAUCUUCAGUCCUGAGCUGUACAAUUUCAUACAAAUACACAGCAUUGGCUAGACGGAGGCUGCGUCUGGCUUUAGCAAAACGCACUUUGGGGGAUAGGCAGUGGUAAUAGAGGAAGAGCAGAAAGAGUCCACCUCAUCUCUCACACAUCAGACUCAAGGUGGUAAAAUCUCCUCGUGGAUUGCUCUACUCGCUCAGCUCUACAUAAGACUCUCCACCAUGAAGACCAGACUAGGCUGCCUCUCCAAAAAGUCUGACUCCUACAGUGACUUCUCCGAAUUCCUGCCACCCGCUCACGAGACCACCGCUAGGUGUUUGAAACUAUCUACAGAUGAGGUCGUUCGAUGGUCCGAUUCUUUCGAACAUCUUCUCUCCCACAAAUAUGGACUGGCGGCUUUCCGGACGUUUCUCAAGUCCGAGUUCAGCGACGAAAACAUUGAAUUUUGGAUGGCCUGUGAGGAGUACAAAAAGAUCAAGAGCUCGACUAAGCUUUUGUCAAAGGCAAACAAAAUAUUUAAGGAGUUCAUUGAAGUUCAGUCCCCAAGAGAGGUAAACAUUGACUACCGCACCAGGGAAAAGACCAAACAGAGCCUGGCUGAUCCCACCCCGACCAGCCUGAACGAGGUCCAGGGAAAAAUCUACAGCCUCAUGGAGAAAGACUCCUACCCUCGGUUCCUCAGGUCAAAGAUGUACCAGGAUAUGAUCAACAGGGCACAUGCACAAGGCCAGCGGAGGUCUGUCUGACCACGGUGAAAGACAUGCAUGGACAUUGAUUUAGGCCUAAACUGUAUAUCGUUCCUUCACCCUUUUACAUCAUCCCCUAAUACUGUGAAUUAGCAAAGAUGGUGGGACCUGCUUGACUGUUUUAUUGUCUAAACCAGCUGCAUGUGUGCUAACCUCUGAUACACAGCAUGUCUUUGAGGAGUCUCUCUACAGUUCACUGAUAAUGUUACCAAAUAAAAUGACCUUGUCACAUUUUAACAUUUGCUACAACUUUAGUUGUCGGCAAUUACGCAUCAUGUUAGACAGGGAAAAAGAAAAACACGUUGACCAAAAUUAAUUUAAACACCUUUAACUUCUGUGAUUCUGUCUUUUACAAAAUGUUUGUGUUUUUGACUGAUGAAACAGAAACUAAAUAUUAACUGGUGUCUGUUUUAAGUAGCUGACAAGACUAAAAUACUGAUUAUUUCACAGUGUAUAUGUAUAUUUGUUAAAGGGUGACCUAAUCAUUUCUUAAUAAAUAAUAGGAAUAGAAUACUUUCCAUUACAGCAAAUUUUGUUAGUACAUUGAAGUUUGCCAAAGUGCAAAGUAACAUACAGUAUACCCUUUGCUUUGCAUUUACCAUUCAGAGACUUCACAUUUAUCUGAAAUACUGGCUUUAAUGUAUAAGCAUGUGAACAUUUGCUUAUAAAAAAUAUUACAAUUUUGAAAGAUUUCACAGUAAUCCAAAAUAUCAUUAAAAAUGUCUAUAAGGAAUCCAACCUGAUGGAUAAAAUAGGCAAAACAUGAACAGUACUGGCCCCUUUUUGUGGCCAAAGUCUGUCUCCCUGGUGCAGUAACUAUAGUCGGUUUUGGUAAGCAUGAAAUUAGUAAUAUGUAAAACAUCCUAUGUAUUUUCAAAAAAUAGAAUCAAGAAAAUCCUCCUUGUUUUGUAGCAGACUUUUUGUGGUACUGUCACUUCUGCACGCAGAAUGUGGUUAUGAAGUAAUAGCCAUAGAUACAUGUAAUUAUACUAGUAAAAAAGUUUCACAAAACUGGUCAGAACCAGAAUCACUUAUAGAUUAUAUACACAGUCGUCCAUAGAAUAUGAUCACCGAAAAAGAUUCAUAAAGUGAAUCACAUCGGUCAGAGUUUUGGCCAUUAAGCCAGUGCAGAGCAAAAAGAGUUUUGCUCGGACUAAUCAAAAUGACUAAUUAAAAAAAAUGUAUCCCCACCAGGAGUCAUAUCGUAUUUUAUGAACUAUGAGUCGCAGAUGGCAAAAAAUGAAUAUGAAGAAAAAAGAUCGUAAGUGGCACUGGAAUAUAAGCACCCCCCCGUGAAACUUUGGAUAAAAUGCGUCUUUAUUCUCGAAAGAAUACAGUAAAUAGAAAAUAAACAUUAAAAAUUUAACAGACUUUUAAAAACUGUAAAAAUCUGUGCGUUUUACGUAUUUUGGUGUACUUUUGCUGACUUUUUAACGAUGAAAAAUGUGUCUCUUUUACAACCAACCUCCAGUGUUUAUUAGAGAAAUUGGAAUACUUGCCAAUUCUGGGUUUGCAUCAAAAUCAGAAAGGUAGAAGAAGGCUUGGCCAAUACUAAAUUUAUUCUCCUACUGACGUUUAUAAUAGCUUCUGGUUCCUUAAGUUGCCACAUUGGCCAACUGGUAUCUCACUUGUUUUACUGUCUCUUUGUUUGUUCUUUUUCUUGAAUCUAUACCAGCAAGUGGGUCAACAAAAUAAGUUGCAUGGAAUUGUUGGAGAAUUUGUGGACUUCAUGUUACAAAUGUGGCACUAUUCAGGAGAGAUGAGCAGGCUGUCCAAGAGUAAAAGAAUAUACACUGCCAAAAUGUUUGUCAAAAAAAGAAAAGAAAAAAAUCUCCAAGCACAAAUGUAAGUACUGUGCCACAUGCAUUUGGGAACAUUUUUAUCAGUUUCAAAGGGAGAAACGUUCUUCUUGACAGCAUGACGAAAGGACAUUAUUUUCUUUACUUUAUUGUGCUUACAUAUACAAUGUAUGAUGUUUUCUUCUUUUAUUUCCUCUCUCCUACUUGAACAAUAUUUAUGUGACUUGGCAUAUAAAUAAGAAAAUCAUUCUACAACUCAACCCUGUCACUUAUUUCUUUUGUGAACUUGUAUCCCAAUAUCUUAGACCUAAUACUGUAGUCCCCUUGUGUUUUCCACAAUGGACAGCAUAGGAAAGCCUCGCUUCCACUGAGCGGUCUGGUCUGGUGAGCGUUUCCCCUCAGAGAUGGACCGCCAUGGCGUAUGCAGGGUGUGCAUCUACAGCGAAAGCAAAGCUAUCAACAACAACAAUGCUGGUUAUCCAGCAGCUCAUUUUUUUCCUGCUUGGCUUUUGAUUCUCCAUAUAUACCUGUCAUUUAAUGUUGUUUGAGAGAAGAUUGCCGGCGACCAAGGAUGCCAAGGAACAUUUGUAGUUCCAGGCCCGACCAGACCAUGCCGUUUGUUGCAGGCAACAGGGGUCCAUCUUAUAAUUGGAAACACUUAAAAUACUGGAGCAGACCACUCAGUGGUAACAAGGCUUUCGUGACCACUGUUGUGCCGAACAUACAUUUAGAUGCUAAAAUUGUAAUGAUAAAUGUCAUGCAACUUUUUUUUUACAUUUUGUGAUUUAUUUAUUUAAUGCUAAUCCCAAAUUCUUUACAUAUUAAUGACCAUAUUUCCUGACAAGAACGUUUCGCUGUUCUUUUCUUUUGUUUCCUUCUUUUGUUUCUAUUGUUGUUGUUUUUUUUGGUUUCCGGUUGGCCGGUUUAAUAGUUUAACUUCAUCUGUCCAGAAUGAAAGUGUUAAACAGUUAUAGGAAGUGGUAAUUUAUAGGAAAUGAUUUGUGAUUAUCCUUAGAGCUAAAUCAAGUUCAAAACUUCUGAAAGUGAAAUUAAAACAGUGCUAGAUACCUUGAAACCUGUUUACAUGUUCAGACACUGACUGUACUCCUUCACUGUAUGUUGUGGAAAUAACUAAGUAGGAUCACUGUAUGGUCCCUCCGUGUUACCAUUUUUUAGAAAGACCUGAAAGAAACCAUUUUUUUCUCUCUGCAUGUGUACCAGUGUACAGUGGACCAAACCUGUCUGAACACUGCAUUGAGCCAUUUAUUAAAUGUCAUUGUGUUUCAUAUGAAUGUAAGUAUCCCAGUACAGCGAUUAAAAUUUAAUCUCCAUAUUUC